This is a messenger RNA of Pelobates cultripes (western spadefoot toad), 6089 nucleotides long. The record is from the annotation of a GenBank genome assembly. NCBI's taxonomy places the organism in Eukaryota, Metazoa, Chordata, Amphibia, Anura, Pelobatidae.
UGCCAAAGCUGCUCGGAGACAAUGGGAAGAAAGCCGUGCCAGUGAAAGUCUGGCUGUAUCCUCUGAGUAAACUGGAUAAAAGAGCUGCCACAUUAGUUCGAGAGAUUGGUGACAAUCUGGUUUUCAAAACAGAAAGCAUCAUCCAGCAAAUGGCAGAAGUGAACAUGCAAUGCAACGAUCUGAUGAAACAUCCAGUUGCUGAGACGUUCCCAGAUGUUGAGAGAAAGAUACAUCAGUUUAGAGAAUAUUGUGAACAAUUUACACUCGGGUUUCAGAAGCAACUCACACAAACCCUGCCUUCUAUUCGAGGUGGAGAAAUGGACGAAGCAGCAUUAGCGGAAAUUUUAAAAGUAAAAGAAGAGUCACCAUUCAGAGAACUUGAUAUUACAGAAUUUUUGAGGAAGAUACUACAUGAAAUGGACUUUAUUAAGUCUCUGCUAGAGGCGCUGCCUAAAAUUCAGCUUGUUCCCACAGAGAAUAAACUGAGAGAAGCCGUAAUUAAGCCAGACAUUGAUUUCACGGUAUGUUUUAACUUUACCUCACUAAGUUCCUUUGACCCAUACUUGUUGCAUAUUCAUGACUGGCUUGACAUGAACAGAUUUACCCCUGGACGGGUCGAUGAAAAGAUGAAUGCUCCACAUUGGUUUGGAGAAUUAGGGAUGACUAGAACGGCUCGGCAAUAUGUGAAGGAGUUCUAUGCCUUUUUUUGUGCCAAUCUCAACAAUAAUCGGACCCAGUUUGUAGUUUCAUCUCUCCCGGACACAAAUAACCUUGGGAUUUCUAUUUACUUGUAUGAAGAAGGAGAGUUGAUUAACACAAAUUUCAAGCUGCCAUCUCAGCCUUAUCCUAUGGUAAUAACAAUGAAAACCCACAACACUAUUGAGCUUAGCCUCCGUCCUGCAGAAUUAGGGAGGGAAAGUAUAAAAAGUUUCAGAGUGGAGCAUAAAUGUGUGCAUGAUGAUGUCUGGCUGUCCUUAAAUGUACAGAAAACGGAAAAAAUUGAAGUAACUGGAUUAAAUCCCAACACUUCCUAUGAAUUCCGAUACGCUGCAGUGUGCAGUGCAGGGCAUAGCGUAAUGAGUGAGGUGACAGCACCUGAGAAGACCCUUCCAACAUGCCCGCCAGUAACUCCACGUGCUAUACCAGAGAUGACGUCUAUUGUAGCACUCUGGAAAACGCCAUCUAUCGUAGGAACAGGGGUUAAAAUCAAACAAUACAGAGUUCAAUAUAAAGUGAAGAAUUCAAAAACAUGGCUGGACAAAUGCACAGAAGGCAAUCUAGAGAACUGUGUUAUUGAAGGACUUAAAAAGAAGAUUGUGUAUGAAAUCUGCGUGUGCGCCAUUUGUGGCGAUGAUGGAGAAAGUGCUCCCAGCGAGGAGAUAGAAUGUGAGACGUUAGGAGAAGGGGUAUCUACAGCAGCCCAUAGACUCUUAAGACAGAGUAAAUUGCUUACACAAUGGCAACCUUCUGUAUAUAAGCUUCAGGCUGACUGCAGACGAUCUGGGUAUCCAACUUUCAGUUUGGGAAGAGAAAAUCCCGAGACACUUAAUAAGGCCAUAUUACUGAUAGGAGAAAUGGGCUCCGGGAAGACUACCCUCAUCAAUGGAAUGACCAACUAUAUCCUCGGUGUGGAUUGGAAAGAUGAAUUCAGAUUUAAACUGGUCCAUGAGGUUAUGAAUCAGUCCGAAGCUCACAGCCAAGACUCUCCAGUUACCGUCUACAAGUUAAACUAUGAAAGCGGUUAUAAAAUCCCUUAUUCUUUCACCUUGAUAGACACCCCAGGAUUUGGUGACACCCAAGGAAUGGCGCAAGACAAAAAAAUCACAGAAGCCAUCAAUGAUUUUUUAAUAAGUGACAAUGGCAUCGACCAGAUCAAUGCCGUCUGCUUUGUUGUUCAGUCUUCUUUAGCUCGACUUACUCCCACCCAAAAAUACAUUUUAGAUUUUGUGUGUUCUUUAUUAGGAAACUUGACCAGAGACAGUAUAUUUUUUCUUAUUACCUUCUGUGAUGGUGAUAGGCCUCCAGUACUAGAGGCAAUUAAAGCAGCAGAUAUUCCUUGCUCCCUGGACAGUAGGGGGGACCCCAAACACUUCAAAUUUAAUAAUUCUGCACUGUUUGCUGAGAACACUGAGAAUGAAACUAAAUUGAAUCACAAGUUUUGGGCGGUGGGUGAGGAAGCUAUGAGGGUGUUUUUCCAGUGGCUGAACACUGAGGAGGCUAAAGGUUUUAGGAUUACCAGAGAGUUGCUCAAUGAACAGAAAGGAGUAAAGGACACAUUGCAGCAUCUGCAGUCACUAAUCAAAGCUGGGCUUUCAAAAGUGGUUGAAAUAAGAACCACACAGAGAGCUCUGCAAGCAAACAUAUUUCUUCAGGCUACAAAUAAAGACUUCACAAGUGAGAUUGAGACCUAUGUAGAUGCCGUGAUGCCCAUUGAUAAUGGUGUAAUUAAUUGUUUGCAAUGUGACUUCAUUUGCCACUGCCCCUGCACAUGUAACGUCACCAGUGAAGACCUGUCCAAAUGUUCUUCAAUGGAUAAAAAGGGGAGUUGCCUAAACUGCCCAGGAAAAUGCAGCUGGCAAACUCAUUUUAUCGAAAGGCACACAUCUGAGAAGGUAAAACAAAGUGUACAACUCACCGAUGGUCAAAAAGCACAAACUUACCAUAAAUCCUGCCAGGAGAUCGAGAGACUGAGCGAGGAACUCAGUUACCUUCAAGAAAUGUUAUCCACGAUAAAAAAAGCUACUGAGGAAGUUAUACAUCAGUACUGUAGAAAUCUGGAGGAUCUGUAUGGGAUUGUGUUAGAAAACGACUUCUUUCAGUUUCCAGAUCACAUAACGCUUAUAAUACAAUCCGAGAAAGAGGCAGCCAAGCCUGGCAACCAGGCGAGGCUCCGAGCCCUCGAGCAGGUUAGAGAAACGGCACAGUCAUUGCAGAAGAUAUUCACCGAAGAUGAUACCCUGAACAAACCUUAAAUUAUUGUGGAAUGAUUCUAAUUCUAAGGAGCUAUAACACAAGAGCGCUGGUGCUUCAAGUGAAUUAAUAUUGCACGAUAUGAUGUACAAUGGUGCUUUCCCAACACCCAUAAUAGUGAUCACAAUAAACACAGCAUGCUAACAUACAAUAUCACAUACACCUUAUAAAGUGCAACUGAAUACAAAUAUACUUAUCAGUAAGCUUCAUGAAGAUUCAACAAGACAAACGGUAAUUGUUCCCAUGUGAAAGACAUUACAGAGCCGUCGCAUGGCGUGUGUCUAUGCCGGCUGUUUAAACAGCAGCUACUACAAGUUACAGCUCAAGCAUUGAGGAAGACUCAGAAGCGAGUCGAAACGCGUCUGCUUAUAUUCAUAAAGGACUGCAUGGUGAAAUACGGAUUGUAACAUUGCUCGCUGUUACAGGCUUCUGUAUUUUAUUAAUUUUAUUCACACUUUGUCACAAUAACGUUACUCCUUCCGGAUCUUGCAAAGCAAGCUGUCGAUUCUACAUAUUGUUACAAGAUCCAUGUAUUUGUGGUCUCCUUUUGCCUGGAGAGGCACCCUUGGGUCCACAUGGGAACAAUUACCAGUUGUCUUGUUGACUCCUCAUGAAGGUUGCUCAUAAUUACAUUUAUAUUCAGUUGCACCUUCUAAGGUGUAUGCGAUAUUGUGUUAGCACCCUGUGGUUUUUUUUGCUCACAAUUCUAAUUCUAAGUUGUAUAUUUUUAACAAAUGGAAGACCCAGGUCAGGUGGCAAAAAUUCUAUAUCACAUAUAUGUAAUAAUCGCUGUAAUUGUUAAUGGGCUUACUUAACCUCUUAAGGACGGAGGCAAUUGUAAAAGUUGUGACCAAAGAAAAACCUAGAGAUUGAGCCAUAAAUCUGUUCAAACAUAAUUUACCUCUUUUAUAUUAAGUGCACCCACACCUAUAUGAUUUUGUUCAGGCUUUCAAUCACAUCAAAUAUUUAUAUCUAAAACAUAAUGUAAUAUGAAUAAAAUAUAAAAAUGUUAGCAAAAUUACUAAAUGUUAUUUUCCAAGUUCUACGUGACAUUUUAACUGUGAAUGUCAUAAUACUGUUAGCUUUUACUGCAAUAAAAUACACAUAUUUGUAUUCGGCGAUGACCUACGAGUACAACAGUACCCCCGACGUACAGCUUUCAUGAUGGUGUGGAAAGUUACAGGUUCCCCAUUUCAGUUUUUGCACAUUAGAAUUUGCCUGGUUGGUUAUGUUGCCCUUGAGACAUUAUGGCAGCCCAGGAAUUAAAAUUAACCCCAUCUUGACCCCAUUUACAAAAGUAGACAAACCAGGGUAUUCAAAAUGGGGUGUAGUCUUUUCUAGUCACAAACCCUAGCCAUAAUUAGCGUUCAUAUCUGGUUUUUGCAUUCUUCACAAACAAACUGCCCUUUCACCAAUGAUAUCAUCAUCAUUAUUCAUUUUACUCCAUUAAAAAACUCAAAUUUGUGUUCAGCGAUGUCUCACGGGUACAACAGCACCCCCCAAUGUCCAGGUUUUAUGGGGUUUUGGAAAGUUUCAAGGCCAAAUAUAGGGCCCUCCCAUUUCAGUUUAGCAGAUUGGUUUGCUGGGCCUAUGUUGCCUUUUGAGACCGUAUAGUAGCCAGGAAUGAAAUUUAUCCCGAUCAUAGCAUACCAGUUGCAGAUCUAGACAACCCAGGGUACUCAAAAUGGAUUAUGUCCAGUCUUUUGUAGUAGCCACUUAGUCCUGGCCAAAGUUAGUGUUAAUAUUUUUUAUUUUUUAUUUUGCAUCUUUAACACAAAAACUAAAAUUUCAAUGAUGAUAGCGUCAUCAUUACUGUUUUGAAACUCACAGAUUUGUGUUCAGUUUCCCAUUAUACUCAGGAAGUCUCCUGAAAAUAUAAAAAUACUCCUCAAAAAGCAGGUUUGCUCGGGUCUCGGAAAGUUUCAGGGUCAAAUAUUGGGCUUGCAAAUUAAAUUCUCUGGACUUUCUGCCUGGGUUGUUAGGCAGUAGAUAAUUAAUAAAAUUAUAUAUUUAGGUAAAAAUAUACGUGUAAGAACACAAAUAUGCACGUAGAAUUAAAUAUAUAUUAUACCUACACAUACAUACACAGUGCCGACAUCCGACAUCGCUGUCCAAAAGAGAUACAGCGCAGAACACUCAGACUCCCAGGCUUCUGGUAGAGGACGUCAGAAUGAGGAAUAUACAUACCACUCAGGAGGGGUGCUGGGAAAAUAAUUUUUUAGAUAUAUUAACAUUAAAAUACAUUAAUGACAUUUAUUUCCAUGUUUGGAGGACUGCCUGACAACCCAGGCAGUCCAAGUGCAUGGAGUGAUGUUCACUGCUGAUCUGGUCAUGUGAUCAUAAUGUCAUCGCAAUCACAUGGUCCAGAUGGGCUGAAUUGGCUGCAAGGGGAUUGCUUGGGUUGUCAGGCUGCACAAGGUAAGUACCCAGGCUCCUAUUUAACGGGUUAAGGUUAUAAAUUGAUAUUUCAAAUAAAUCCCAAUAAAAUUAAAUAAACACCAAUAUUCAAAAUAUCUAUGGACGGAAAUGUUUUUAAAGGGACACUCCAGACCCCUGAAGCAGUUGCGCAUGCUGCAGUGCUUUAUGUAUGAAUUUUACAAAAAUUGCAGAUUUACACCCCCUGGCUGUCAAUCAGACACAUGGUCCGAUUACUUCCUGGUUUGGUUAGGUCAGUGGAGAUAAACUCAAGAGGCACCAAUUGCCCAGAGCACCUGCCUUGUAAAGACUUGUCAUUGGGAAGUCUGUGAUUGGACAGACACAGAAAAUAUGGGCGGGGCUAGAAGGGGAGGGCUUACAAAGGCUGAAGACCUUGCUUAUCCCCAUUUGACCGUCUAAAAGUUAGUGCCUCACUGUUAGAAUUAUAAUGACCCAGAAGCCUCUGGAAACGUCAAGGAUUACAAGCAAUCCCCAUUAAAACCAGUCUCUGAACAUAUCUGAACUUAGCAGAUGUUAUGUAUUGGGGUGUUAUGUAGUCCACCUUCCAGUAGAUGACAGCAUAGUGACGUUAUGCACUUGUUCUGUUGUGUUAGUCUCUCGUGUGUUAUGUUAUUAUGUGUGUGUGUUAUGUCAUUAUGUGUGUGUACUGAAGUAAAGAGAAGUUCUAUUUUACUACAAUGUCU